Messenger RNA from Staurois parvus, 477 nucleotides. Lineage: Eukaryota; Metazoa; Chordata; Amphibia; Anura; Ranidae. The record is from the annotation of a GenBank genome assembly.
AUUCCCCGACGGCACCCUGCGAUCUCCGAGAAUUACCAAAGGGGGAGAGACCUGUGUAUAAACAACAUAGAUCUCUCCCCUGUCAGCUUCUGCACACUGCUUUGUAUGGCUCUGUAUAGCAGAGCCAUACAAAACAGUGUGCUUACACUGAAACAUAGCAGACUUAGUAAAACACACAGCAGACAGUUAAAACUUUGAUCGCCCCCACAUGUUAACCCCUUCCUGCCCAGUGCCAUUAGAACAGUGUCAGAGCUUUUUAUUAGCACUGAUCACUGUAUUGGUGUCACUGGGGAUGUCAGUGACACCAAGUCAGUUCCCCCCCAUUGUCAGAAUGCCCACCGCAGUCCCGCUAUAAGUCGCUGAUCGCCGACAUUACUAGUAAAAAAAAAAAAAAAAAAAAUCCCAGCAUGUAUACCGCCAUUUGUAAAUGCUAUAACUUUCACGUAAACCAAUUAAUUUACACGUAUUGUGAUUUUU